Engraulis encrasicolus (European anchovy) is the source of this 3603-nucleotide messenger RNA. It is a transcript of the gene ampd3b, whose product is annotated as adenosine monophosphate deaminase 3b. Lineage: Eukaryota; Metazoa; Chordata; Actinopteri; Clupeiformes; Engraulidae. Gene Ontology annotation, cellular component: cytosol. The transcript has 15 exons. The coding region runs from base 731 to 3085 and encodes 784 amino acids. The record is from RefSeq and is a predicted model, not a curated record. Gene Ontology annotation, biological process: IMP salvage; AMP metabolic process. Gene Ontology annotation, molecular function: AMP deaminase activity.
CUGACAUGGUGUCUGUACAAGUGUGUGCGCGCGCGUGUGUGUCUGUGCGCGCCUGUGUGUGUGUGCAUGCUUGUGUGUGUGUGUGUGUACGGUGGUUGUGUGUGUGUGUGUGUGUGUGUGUGUGUGUGAGGGGGUGUUGAUGCUUGUCUCAGUUGUCAGCCAGCUGUAGCAUACUGGUAACGGAUUACUGUGUGUCCCCAUCGACUGCCGUGUUGGCCGUGGUGACGCGUUAGCUCGCCCCCCCUUAAAAUAGAGGACCCGGAGUGACUCUCAAGACACUCAGACAGAGACUCAGAUAGCGAGAGACACACAUUCAUAUUGAGAGACAGGCAGAUAGAGAGACGCUCACACAUACACAGGCAGCCAGUCUACUCAGCAGCCUCUCUGAGCUCAUUCAUAACACUGACUUGACAGAUGCCACAUCACUGUAUAAGUAUAACUGCCUCCAGUGCCGCAGCCUAACCAUUGCACGCCGCCAAAGAAAACAGAAGUAUACAGAGACACACAUACAGACAGACGCACAGUACAGAAAGACAGAGAGGAAGAGGCCAAGACGCACCACCACAGUAUUGCGCUACGCUACGGAACCCUAUCCGGUAACCCACACUUCAGAGGAAGUCAAGACAGACGCACACUACAGAGAGAGGAAAAGACACAUUCAGCACUGUACCACACCACUGCACACGGGUGGGCAGUACCUACACUACAGUAAGCCAGACUUGCAGACAAGAUGAAAAGAAGAGAGACUAACACAGACGGAAAGAUGUCUUUGGGCAUAAUCGAAGCCGAGAUGCCUCGUCAGUUCCCGAAGAUCGCCUUGAGCGAGGUGGACGAGAGCGUGCGGCGCAUGGCGGAGAUGGUGUACGCCUCGGCCCUGAAGGAGGAGGACACCAAGGACGCGCUGUCCAUGUUCACCGUGCCCGAGGACUGUCCCAUCGGCCUCCACCAGGCCAAGGAGCACGAGAUCCUCCGGGAGCUGGCCGAGCAGCACUCGGAACAGAGCAGCAAGAGGAAGAAGUUUAUGCUGCGGCGCUCCCAGUCGGUGUCACAGCAGUUCCCCAACGCCGUGUGUCCUGAUUGGGCGUUCAGUGUCAUCUCACCCCUCCUCUCCCCCACGGACGUGGCCCCUCCCAUCCCACAGACGCCCGUCCCCGAGUUCCAGAGGGUCACCAUCAGCGGCGACUACUGUGCUGGGGUCACAGUGGAGGACUAUGAGCAGGCGGCUAAGAGCCUGUUGAAGGCCUUGUUUAUCCGUGAGAAGUACUCCAAGCUGGCCUACCACCGCUUCCCUCGCACGGCCGCACGCUUCCUCCGCACCGCCAACGAUGAGAAGUGGACAGAGGACGAGGAGGUUCUACCAGACAUCUGCCCCUGUCCUGGUGAGGGGGAGGACCCGUACAGCACGGAGGACAUCUCCCAGGACCUGAACUACGCGCUGCAGAUGAAGGACGGCAUCGUCUACGUGUACGAAGACGCGGACGCCAUGAAGGAGGACCAGCCGCGCAGCCUGCCCUACCCCGACCUGGAGACCUUCGCCAUCGACCUCAGCCAUGUGCUCGCCAUGAUCGCCGACGGGCCCACGAAGACGUACUGCCACCGGCGUCUGAACUUCCUGGCCUCCAAGUUCUACCUUCACGAGAUGCUGAACGAGAUGGCCGAGCUGAAGGAGCUCAAGAGCGUCCCGCACAGAGACUUCUACAACGUCCGAAAGGUGGACACCCACAUCCACGCGGCGGCCUGCAUGAACCAGAAGCACCUGCUGCAGUUCAUCCAGAGCACCUGCAAGACGGAGGCGGAGCGCGUGGUGCUGGAGAAGGGAGGUCAAAAGGUCACGCUCAAGCAGGUCUUCCAGAAGCUGGCCAUGGACCCCUACGACCUCACCGUAGACUCGCUGGACGUCCACGCCGGCAGACAAACGUUCCACAGGUUUGACAAAUUCAACUCCAAGUACAACCCUGUAGGGGCCAGCGAACUCCGAGAGAUCUACCUCAAAACAGAUAACUACAUCGAUGGGGAGUACUUCGCCCGCAUAGUUAAGGAGGUGUCUCAGGGUCUGGAGGAGAGUAAGUACCAGUAUGCGGAGCCGCGUCUCUCCAUCUACGGCCGCUCUCCUGACGAGUGGGAGAACCUGUCCAAGUGGUUCAUCCAGCACAAGGUGCACUCACCCAACAUGCGCUGGAUCAUACAGGUGCCCAGGAUAUACGACAUUUUUAGGGCCAAGAAAAUCGUUCCCCACUUUGCGAAGAUGCUGGAGAACAUUUUCAUGCCCCUGUUCGAGGCCACAGUGAACCCGCAGCAGCACAGAGAGAUGCACGUCUUCCUCAAAUAUGUGACUGGCUUUGACAGCGUGGACGACGAGUCUAAGCACAGCGACCACAUGUUCUCCUACAAGAGCCCCAAGCCCGAGGAGUGGACCACCAACGACAACCCCCCCUACAGCUACUACCUCUUCCACAUGUACGCCAACAUCAUGGUGCUCAACAACCUGCGCAAGGAGCGUGGCAUGAGCACCUUCCAGUUCCGUCCCCACUGUGGCGAGGCCGGCUCCAUCACACACUUGGUGUCCGCAUUCCUCACCGCGGACAACAUCUCACACGGACUCAACCUCAAGAAGAGUCCCGUGCUGCAGUACCUCUACUACCUGGCCCAGGUGCCCAUCGCCAUGUCUCCGCUCAGCAACAACAGCCUGUUCCUGGAGUACUCCAAGAACCCCCUCAGGGAGUUCCUGCACAAGGGCCUGUGCGUCUCGCUCUCCACCGAUGACCCCAUGCAGUUCCACUACACCAAGGAGGCACUGAUGGAGGAGUACGCUAUCGCUGCCCAGCUCUGGAAGCUCAGCACCUGCGACGUGUGUGAGAUCGCCAGGAACAGCGUCGUACAGAGUGGACUCUCACACCAGGAGAAGAAGCACUUCCUGGGGGAGAACUACCUGGAGGACGGCCCCGAAGGAAAUGACAUCAGACGGACCAACGUGGCGCAGAUCCGCAUGGCGUACCGGCACGAGACGCUCUGCAACGAGCUCUGCUUCCUGGUGGAGGCCGUCAAGGCCGAGGAGCUCGGAGCUCAGGCAGGGCCGUCGCACUGAACACCGUAGCCAGGGUGGGGUGGGGUGGGGGUAGUGGGAUGGGGGUGAAGCGGUCAGCACGCCACAGUGGCCAAGGUAGGAGUGAGGAGGAGGUGGAGGUGGUGUGGGGUAGGCUCACUGAACACCCCCCCCCCAGUAGCCAUGGUAAGGGCGUGGUGGGAGGGUCUGCCGAUUGGUCAGACAGCCCAUUAUUCCGACAGCCCAUAAGUCAGACAGUAAGCCAUCGAGGAGCAUAGCGCUCAGGCUACUGGGCUAACAGACUACAUGCUACAUGCCUUAAAUGACAGUUAGGUGUAGGAGUUGUUUUGGUUUGGGCACAGCACGUGACGUGUGUGGUCGGACUAAUGGGCUGUCGGACGGACCAAUGGGAUGUAACCGUGGUGGGGGGGGGGCACACUGAACUCCCCCCAGUAUCUUGGGUAUGGGUGGUGGAGUGGGUUGAAAGGGGGCACACUGAACAUCCCCGCAGUGGGUAUGGGUAGCAGGGUGGGGUUGCAUGUGCCAUACUGAAGACUCCC